This is a messenger RNA of Symbiodinium sp. CCMP2456, 1368 nucleotides long. The record is from the annotation of a GenBank genome assembly. Lineage: Eukaryota; Dinophyceae; Suessiales; Symbiodiniaceae.
AUGGCGGCUGUGGGGCCGGGGGCGAUGCUUGUGCUGUUCAUUGGUGGCUGGCUUAUCUCAUCGGUAACGACUUGGAUUCUCUUUUCAGCGGUCACAGAAGCCAGGAGGCAGCCUGAGACGAUCAUGUCUAUUUCCUCCCGGCUCCUGAGCAAUUCCAUGUCGUCGCAUUCACUGGUCGGCCUCAUCUCGCCUCAGGCGGCGCGGGGGCUGGACACACCGACGGCGGAUCCUCACGACCCUCACGCUACCCUGUCACCGACAGCGGCUCUCCUGUCACCGACAGCGGCGAGUGUGCUGGAGCGGAAACGAAGUACCUCUGUCUACGAUUUCAAAGAUCGCAAGAGCAGCAAGCAGACUGCUCGGGUUGUGGAACAAGCUCACUUACCUGGCCCAUCCUAUGGAGACUUGCUGGCCAUGGUGUGGCCACCGAGUUACAUGACCCUCUUGGACUUUGUGUUGCUGGUACACCAGCUGCUGGCUUUGACAGUCUAUUUCUUGUUCAUCUCUGAAUUCAUGGCCAAGCUUCCGCUCGUUUCGGAAUGUCCUCCGCCAGUGGUCAUCCUGAUCCUCGCUGUUCCAGCAUCGCUACUGGCUCAGCUGGAAUCCGUUGGAGGUCUUGCAAGGCUGGCAAGUAUCAGCCCUUUUGCUCUGCUCUUCAUGAUGUUUGGAGUCUUCUACAGAUACCACCAUCCGGACUCGGGCAUGGCACCCUCAGACUUUUCAACAGCUGAGCCAGACCAUGAAGCAAUUCCAUCAGUGAUGUGCGUUGCAGUAUUCUCGUUCAUGUGGCACACCAACUGUGUCACUGUCGCACGUGAGCUACGUGAUCCAUCAGCAACACGCCGCCUCUUUGUGGUCCUUACGGCAACUACUGUGCUGCUUUUUGCUUACACCUCCUUGGCAUAUUUUGGCUACGAGACCUUUGGACAGGAACUGAGGAAGGUUCCAACAAUCAUGAUGCUGUAUUCUCGGGACGACCCCAUCUUCAUGACGGUCCGCGUUUUGCUUUCCUGUUCGCUCUUCGUAGCAAUUCCGCUCAACGUAUACCCAGUCCGCGAGUCUAUCCUAAACCAGGUGCGGUUUCACAGCAGUGGUGCCUUUUUUGAGGCAGCCAUACAAAGGCAAAACUACAUAAGCAUUUGUCUUGUGUUUGUUCCUGCGAUCUUGGCUAUUGUGAUUCCUAGCGUGACGGAGAUCAUAACAGUAAUCGGAGGCUCGCUGGUCACCUUCUUGAUGAUAGUCUUUCCUGUGUUCAUUAGCGAGCUCGUUCUGCCUGAGACGGUGGUGCUGCUCUUGAAGUUCUUAGCAUUGCUUGUGGUGCCGUGUCUCGUAGCGGCUUCCUUCAAAUUGAUUGGCAAGCCUUUCUAG